Molecule: messenger RNA, 1599 nt
Organism: Cucurbitaria berberidis CBS 394.84
Lineage: Eukaryota; Fungi; Ascomycota; Dothideomycetes; Pleosporales; Cucurbitariaceae
Exons: 2
Coding region: 202-1599 (465 amino acids)
Molecular function (GO): selenium binding; protein binding
Source: RefSeq, a predicted model, not a curated record
CGUACAUGGGAUGUGGCGGCGAUUUGGGUCAUAGUACAGGGAAGAGGAGAGAAUAGAACGAAGUCAGAGAGGUAGGCUUGCACUAUAAGAGAGACCGUGAGAAUCGCAAUUCAAAAACCAGCUCACAACUUGCUCAAAGCCUCUCAACAGCUCCAGAGUCCUUCAUUUUCCGCCAGGAUCAUCUUCACUCAUUCGUUCACUAUGCACUCUACUACGCUUAUCUCGGCGCUGCUCGCCAGCACUGCCAGCGCCCUUUCACUCCCACCUCUCAUCCCUCUCAUCCCUGGAGUCACUGAGCCUCUUUCUAAGAACGCUCCUCCUCUCCCAAUUCUUCAAGUUCCGACUCCUCCGUUGCCCAGCCCACCUCAUGAGGUCAACACCAGCAUCAAGCCCAAAAAGAUUGGUUACUUCUGGACCUCUGCUGGUGACAACCAGCACAAGGAUUUUCUUGCCACAUACUCCCUUGAUGACGAUACAUUUGGCACUCUGAUUGCCCUUACCGAUGUUCCGUCCAGUGGUAACUCGCCGCACCAUCUUGGUCCGUCUCUAGAUGGCAAGACUUUGGUCGGUGGUGGUCUGCUAUCGCUGUUGAAGACUCAGGAUACUGCCUACUACUUCGACACCACCAACCCCUACCAGCCCAAGUUCAAGAAGAGCAACCGCGCUCUUCUCUCCUCCAUCACGGAUGAGAUCCGUGCAAAGCCUGAUGGCGGUUUCUUCAUUACCUACAUGGGUUCCGCCGUGGGCACCUCCCCUGGCCGUCUCGUCGAGACCGACGCCGACUUCAACAUCAUCCAUGAGUGGCCCGAGGAUGUCGAGUCGACGCUGAACGUCCUCGGUGAGCAGUUCAGCCCCCACGGUCUCUCCAUCGACUUCGAGAACAACAUUAUCCUCACCUCGGACUUCGUCGUUCCCCUUACUAUCCUCAAGCCCGCUUCCAUCAACGGCAUCCAGAAGGCCAACACUCUCCGUCUUUGGGAGCUCAGCUCGCGCAAGAUCAUCAGCACCAUCACUAUUCCCAACGGCCAGGGCAUCCAGGACGUCAAGUUCAUCCCAGGCAACAAGGAAUCCGCUGCUAUUGCCACUGCUGUCGGCCCCGGUGAAGUCUGGAUCAUCUACCCGUUCCGCAAGAACGCACAGGGUAAGCAGGGUGUCGCAGAGCUGCUCUUCGACCUUGGUCCACGCGCUCGUGACAACCUCGCCAUCUACUCAGACAUCACCGACGACGGCAAAUUCGCCUACUUCACUCUCACCAUCGGCAACCACGUCGCUGCGCUCGACAUCAGCGACCUCAGCAACGUCAAGCGCCUCGACGACCCGAAUGAGAACCAGGGCAUCGUUGGACCCCACUACGUCAAGGUUUCCCCGGACAAGAAGAACCUGCUUGUUACCGAUUACUUUGUUCAGGCAGGCGAUAUCAGCGUUGUCAACACACCUGCCGACUUCAAGGCGCAGUGGAUUGACAUCAACGCGGAUGGAAGUCUUAGCUUCAACCGCAGCAUUGACUUCCUUUCUCAGUUCCCGGAGCGCGGUGGCGGCUGGCCUCAUAGCGCUGUCAUCUUCGAUCUGACUGACCCCAACAAGCCCUACUACUACUAG